Arachis stenosperma is the source of this 768-nucleotide messenger RNA. RefSeq lists its product as uncharacterized. Lineage: Eukaryota; Viridiplantae; Streptophyta; Magnoliopsida; Fabales; Fabaceae. Gene Ontology annotation, molecular function: nucleic acid binding; zinc ion binding. The transcript has 2 exons. The record is from RefSeq and is a predicted model, not a curated record. The coding region runs from base 1 to 768 and encodes 255 amino acids.
AUGACUGCUGUGGCUCCUUUGGAGAUUCGGAUUUUUUCUGAUCUAGUAAGGAAGGAAAGAGUUGUUAAGGAAUAUGCAAAGACGAUUGGUAUAGGUGGUUGUUUCAACUGUGGUUUGCCUGGUCACAUUGCGAGAGAUUGCACUCGUGGGAAGAACCCGAAUGCGGGUCAGAGUCAAUACCAAGGGUGCGUAUUUGUUGUGAACGCCAAGGAUACUGCUAAGGCAAAUCCUCUUAUGAGAGGUAACUGUUUAAUUGGUGAUAAGAUCUUGGUUGCAUUGUAUGAUACUAGAGCUUCACAUUCAUUUAUUUCAUUUGCUAAAGUUGAGGAGCUAGGCUUGAAAAUGUCAGAAUUAGCAUUUGAAUUGCAUGUACAUACUCCGCAUCAGACGGGAGUGACUAGGUUAGGUUGUAGGCAACUAGGUUUCAAGCUUGAGGAUAGAGACUUUGUGCAUGAUUUGAUUUGUUUACCAGUGGUUAGGUUAGAGAUGAUUUUGGGGUUUGAUUGGUUGUCAAAGAAUCGAGUUUUGUUAGAUUGCUUUGAACGGUCAAUUCAGUUUAUGCCGGAAGGAGAAAAUAGAUCAGUGGUAGCUGAGGGUUAUUACCUGAACUCUGUAAUGGUGCACUGUAGUGGGAAAGAGUGUCAGGGUUAUAUACUGUUGGCUGCAAAUGCAUUAGGUGACAAUCAGAAGAUAGAUCAAAUCCCGGUAGUUAGAGACUUUCUGGAGGUAUUCCCGGAAGAUAUUCCUGAGUUCCCACCUCAAAGGUAG